AUGCAAUACGGAUUCUGCCUGCCCAACACGAUGGACGGCGACGAACUGAGCAGAUUCGCGCGGAAUGCUGAAGAGCUCGGCUUCGAGUCGGUAUGGAUAGGCGACCAUAUUGUAUUGCCCACUGCGUCUACGAACCAGUACCCGUACACUCCAGAUGGCUCAUUCAGACGCCCACACGAAGCGCCGUUUCUUGAGACAUUGACCGUGCUUGCCUAUGUCGCCGCCUGCACAAGCAGCAUACGCAUCGGCAGCACUGUCGUCAUUGUGCCUUACCGCAACCCCGUGUUGCAGGCGAAGAUAUUUGCCUCGCUCGAUGUGCUGUCGAAGGGCAGAGCCGUCUGCGGCGUGGGCGUGGGCUGGUUGGAGAAAGAGUUCGAGACGCUGGAUGUACCGUACUCAGAGCGCGGGCCGAUGACCAACGAGUGGCUCGAAAUCUUCACGAACCCUGUGGAGCGAACAAGAACCCGUGUUGAAGCGGAGGGACGCAGACACGACGACAUCACUAUUUCCCUCAAGCGCAGCCUGCACAUCUCGGACAUCGGAGUGUCAGGAGGCGGAAGCGGUGGCAAUACAACGGGCGCUGGCAUUGUCGCCGACACGCAGUCCGUCAUCGAAGACAUCAAGAAGUGUGCCGACAUCGGCAUCCAUCAGCUUACCUACGACUUCCCCACGCCCGACAUCGAGGAGUGCAUCCGCAUCCUGGAGCACUUCGCCGAGAAGGUUGCGCCUGCCGCGUCGUAA
This is a messenger RNA of Geodia barretti, 741 nucleotides long. The record is from the annotation of a GenBank genome assembly. Lineage: Eukaryota; Metazoa; Porifera; Demospongiae; Tetractinellida; Geodiidae.